Amoebophrya sp. A25 is the source of this 2811-nucleotide messenger RNA. NCBI's taxonomy places the organism in Eukaryota, Dinophyceae, Syndiniales, Amoebophryaceae. The record is from the annotation of a GenBank genome assembly.
AUGUCGUCUACAAUCCGCUCUGUUUUGGUUGCACUAUUCGUCAGCCUCGAGCUCAUCCGCGAAGUCGCUGGACGCAAGCGCACCCAAGCAUCUCAGUAUGCGAAUGCUUUCUUAGAUUAUGGCAGAGCAGGGUAGACAAUGUCAAUGUUGUAAUCAUUUUACUACCUCAUUUAGAUGGCGAGGACCACAAUCGAGAUGAUUCAUUGAGUUAAGUGUUGUUGAAAAUGAAACAGAAACUGCAUUCCAGCACAUUUCCAUUUACAGGUCUUCUUUACGUGUACUUAGUCGAGAUUGCUAAUAAAAGAAGAGUUGUUUCAACCUUUGAUAUCGAAUUGAGUCUUCUACGACCUCAUUUUUUACAUGAUGUAUGUAGCGGGUAGAACUCGUCUGGGAAAUAUUAGGCAGCUCGCCGAAUCGAUUCAAACCGUCAUGUGUAUGAGGAAAAAAAUCCGCGACGUGAUAGAUUGUCGGCGCUAAACUCCUCUUAGAUGGCUGAAACACAAUUCCGUAAUGCGUCUUCAUCUUCUAAUCCGAGUUGUCUUCCGGCGACUCCGCGCGUAUGCAUAAGAAGAAGGCAGGAGAGGCCUUGCUCAAGAACGGCGAGACUGGUCCGGUAAAGUGUGAGGUUAUGGAGUCACUUCAGGAACAACAGGAACACGUUGUACAUGGGCGUCCAAAGUACAUGGACGUCCAUACUCAAAGAUGAUGGUAAUGUUUAGAGAUGUGAUAAAGUACAUCGACGUUGUUCUCAAGGAUGUUUAAAAAAGAUCAUUCGAUUUACUUAACUACUUUUCAUUCGUAAAACAUAACCUAAUCUAACCUAAUCGUGAUCGUGAAGGAUCCACAACCGCACCGAACCUAAAAAACAAUCAAGGACUACAACUAACUCAGGGGUUGUUACUUCACAACAUCCAGAAGACAAUGCCAAUGUUUUCUAAGAAAAAAAUCCAAAAGACACUGACAGAACGUGGCGAGGGCCUAGCGGAUGCAGCAUACUGCAAUGGUGCGGACAAGGUUCAGGAGAAGUUGGUAUCUCCAUUUCUUUUCCUAUUUUAUUUGAUAUUGAUACUUACUUUGGACUUAAAAACUUUUUUAUAUCGUCAGGAAAAUUAUUGGCACUUUGCCGAGCAGUAGUAGAUUCAAAUUAUCAACUUCGACUUGAUGGAGGACUGAGUGCAAGAACCUCUUCAUCAGAAUGAAUCUAAAGCCAUACGACGUAGAAGAUCCUGUGCUGUUUCUAAAAAUAUUCCAUUAAUAAAUAAAUACGGCAGGCCGAUCACAACGUACCGAGUCUGAAGGAGACAACAGUAGAUGCGGAGCUCAAGGAGAAUGUAGAGACUGUCAAGAAAAACUGCUGCAAACUUAUGGCAGGGGAGUGCCUUUUGAAUACGAAUACCUAACCUUAAGUAAAUUUAGAUCCAGUGUUGAAACGAUGGAUAACGAACCUCAAGUUACUCACUCACUAUAGUCAACAUCGAGCACCUGGACGUGUUCUGCGUCUUUGAGGACGUGAAACGAAGAUGAACUUCAAGUUUAUAAUCUUAAUCAUUUACAGUACAAUUGUCAAUGGUACUAGUAGUACUUCUACAACCUCUUCUAUGUCUCUCUGACGAAUCCGUUGAUUCAAGACUAAAGUAAUAUCCAUGUUGAACAUCAGUUGUUGAACAUCUCUAAGAACCCGGAGGAACCAGCACCCGCACCAGCAGAAGAGGCGGCAGAUACGAAGCCAGCACCGGCCGAUGGCUCGUCAUCGUCUUGCUGCUGAUUUCGAGUUCAGGUCGAAUAACCUUCAAGGUCAUAUGAAGGUCUUGUGAAGUAGAUUUAGAAGAAUCAGAAAUGAAUGUAGUUAAUGAGAAGUUCAAAGAGCGUGAGGUAUGAGGAAUAUGAAAAAUAGAACUCUUGAAUAGACUAGUUGUACUAGAAAAUUAACAAGGAACAACUCUUGAGGUUGAGCAGACCUCUUCUUCUUCAGAUGAACUACUUCUAGUACAUCUACUUGUAGUUAGGAACAAUUCAUCCAUUGCCAAUGUCAAUUAGAUAUCAGAAUUAUCUUUCCGUUUCCUGCUAAACUCAACAAAUCAAAUUUAUCUUUCAAUUUCUAAUACAAAGUCAGACGAGUCAGACAUUCAAUUUCAAAUCCAAUCUCCGACUUCAUCCUUAAAGGUUGUCACUGUGCACAGUUGUAGUAGUAGCCCUACGCGUACGCCUAUCAACUAAAUAUACAAAACCCCUGUCAACUACAACUUCUAAAUUGAUAUAACGACGGAAAUGAAAAUGUUGACCACAUUGUGUAGACCACAAAUAGUCUUCACAGCAGUGAAAGUGAUGUUCUUGUACAGUUAGCUGUGUGCUGUUGUCGUUCCCCCCGUUUCGUCGUACUCGUAGUUUCUGUUUUUCUCUCAACAAAAAGAACUCAUACCACUUAUCGACAAAAAAUUUAUCUUACAUGUUCACGCAAAUGCAAUACUGCUCUUCUAGGAGGACUCCGACUUUUUCCCAUGUGGUGGAUUGAUGGAACCAUCAACCCUAUUUCACUACCUUACCUUUCCCCUGUCCUGUUUGAGUCAGUAUACCAGAUAGCAUACCUCCACCAACCUUUGGUGAUCGAUGACAAAAGUGAAAAGGAAUAAACCCUGUUCCGUUCUUUCCAGAAAAUGACCCCAUCAAGAAAACUCUUCUUUUUAAGUGGAGGAAGCGGAUGAGGAGACUGCGCGUCGAAGUACGUUGUGGUGUUCAAUACUAUUUGUGCUAAGGCCCUUCAUCUCCUUCAAUCGCGACCUCCAGCGUUCAUUUUCUGCAAAAUACAGCGAC